This is a messenger RNA of Hydatigera taeniaeformis, 402 nucleotides long. The record is from the annotation of a GenBank genome assembly. NCBI's taxonomy places the organism in Eukaryota, Metazoa, Platyhelminthes, Cestoda, Cyclophyllidea, Taeniidae.
AUGGAUCGUAGAGUGGGUUACGUUAUUGUGGCUUUGGUAGCUGCUGUCCUCUUCUUUCUGGCAAUCGGUUACAACGGAUGGGGAUGUAAUGACAGCAUUCUCGGACCAAAAUGCAUCAGUGAUAAGACGCAUGAAGUGACGGGGGCUCUUCUCCUUACUGCUGCUAUAAUCAUCACCAUAGCUUCCAUCUUCCUUAUUCUUGUUGUGACCGAUGUAUGGGCCUGGAGUGAGAUUACAUCCACCGUGACCACUGCCAUGGCUGCUAUCAUAGCCAUGGCAGGCGUAUUUUUCUACUUAAACAGCCGAAAUUUGUGGUCGCCCUUCAUUGCCACCACAGCAAUGUCACUAACCGUCGCGUUAGCAGCCAUUCUUCUGUUCGACUUGAUCACAUUUUAUGUAUGA